CCAGAUAACAGCAGUUUGAUCGCGGCUAUCGCCAAGCAAACAUGGGGUAUUCCUUCCUCAUACAUGUUUUGGUAAAAAUGGUCCUGGUGUCUGUCGUCAGUUCUUCGUCGGACGUAGACAAAGGCACCCAGUUCGUGUAUAGCGUCGGCGACCCACAAAGGUGUCUCCAGAGAAGUUUGAACAAAAAUCUCAUACGAUACGAGGUACUACCGGGAGGAGGAUGGGACAACUUACGAAACAAACAUGGCGGCCAAGUGAUCAAUUAUAACUACAGCCUUUGUGAAACUACAGACGACGGCCGUUACUUGUUACCAGACGGAAUCUAUUCCGUGCCAUUAAAGCAGAGCAAACUGGAAACGUUCGCCGAGUUGUUUUCACAUUGGCAGAACUACACUUCAACGACAUCGAGCACAGUCAAUGCUGAAGCUGGUUUCCAUAUUGGACAUUUUGAUAUCGGAGGAUCCUUCUCGUACGAGUCCGAAAGCGUUCGGUCAAGACAAUUACUAGAUAAAUCCGUGACCACUCGGGUUCAAUUGAGGUAUGUUCGAUACUCUGCCAAAUUACAACCGGACACAGCUUUCAAUCCAAAAUUUAAAGCGAGGCUUUUGACAAUUGCAACACUGAUAGUGAAAAACCAGACGAACAUGGCUCGUUACGAGAGUCAGCUUUUAAUCAGGGACUUUGGCACUCAUAUCAUCACAAGUGUAGACGCCGGGGCAGCGCUUGCCCAGCAAGAUCAGAUCAAAACCACAUAUGCGCGUUCUUAUAGCAUGGACAAGAGUAAAGUACUGGCUUCUGCAAGUGCUUCAUUCUCUGAUGUAUUUCAUGCUGAUACAGAUUACCAACAUUCUACAUCGAAAGAAAUGAUUGACCAGUAUCUUGGUAAUAGAACACAUUCCGAGAUAAAUACAAUUGGUGGAUCAGUGUUCCAGCCGCAGAACUUCAGUCUUAAUGAUUGGGCUGAUAGUAUUGCGGAUAACUUAGUAGCUAUCGACCGCGCUGGAGAUCCAUUGUAUUUCAUCAUCACACCUAUGGCUCUACCGGAGCUGCCAUCGUCCGUUGUCUACGAACUUAUCCAACAGGUGAAGAACGCCAUCAAUCUUUAUUACAAACAUAACGUUUACAAGGGAUGUACCGAUGCUGAUUCUCCGAAUUUCAGUUACCAGGCGAAUGUCGAUGACGGAACAUGUCGCAGUCUCUCAAACAACUAUACAUUUGGUGGGGUAUAUCAGACUUGCAGAAUGUCAGGAAAUGUGCGGUCUAACACUUGUAGUGAACUCGACCAAAAGAAUCCUCUGACAGGUGAUUAUUCAUGUCCGCCGAAUUAUGAGGCAGUUCUCAUAGACGUAGGAAAUAAGAAAACGCCAAAUACUGUACGUCGUUGCCACAGAUGUGGGUUUCUGGGUUUAUCCAGGUGUUGUGGUGAUUAUGCAUCAUCUCAAACAGCGUCCUACAAAGGAUAUUGGUGUUAUGCUACAGGAAAUGUUCAAGCCGGCUCUGGUUAUCUGUUUGGUGGAGUUUUCACAAACACCGUUGGAAAUCCGCUGACAGGUAGCCGAUCCUGUCCCCCAUAUUUCUAUGCAUUGAGGCUCAGUGGCAGUCUGCGUGUUUGCGUCAGUGAUGAUUACGAACUUGGAUUCCGUUACUCGGUACCUUUUGCUGGAUUCUUCAGUUGUAAAACUGGCAAUCCACUGAAGCUCAAUUCGGACGAGGAAGAUAGACACAAGCGAAGUAAUAAUCAAGUGUUUUUGGUAACAUUCCUGAAAACGUCUGGGCCUUCCCAUUGGCCAAGAGGCUGUCCGACCGGUUACAGUGAGCAUAUGGCCGUAGUUACCAAUGGAUGUGAAAUGUCCUACUGCAUUCAGGCAAACGCUUUGAGUGGUCAGGGGCUGCCGACUAUCAUACGACCUCCGUUUAUGGAGAUUCCUAUAAAUGGAUUCUCAGAUAAUUCAAGUGUCCAAAUAAGCGAAGAUGGUAUGACAUGGACAGAUAUCGAGGGCGCCGGGGAAGUAAAUUUUAGCUUAGAACAGGACAAUCAGAACAGUAACAGUGACACAGCAGCAGACGACAAUGGCUUGCCGCGAGGAGCAGUAGCUGUCAUCGCAAUAGUCGCUACUAUCGCGUUCAUGGUGUUGGUGUUAGUUGUGGGUAAAAUCGUCAGAAACAAAUACCGUCCCGCGCAAUAUCACCGUCAGCAGUCGGACCAUCUCGUCCCAAACCAGCACGUAGUGUAUGGGACAUCCAGUGCCCACACCGAAAUAGAGGUCGAGUCAUAAGCUGGAGCCGCCAAUGGGGAUUAGAUAUGUCGAUUGUAACAGAUAGAUACAAACACUGGACAGACAGAAAUCAUGUACCUGCUUUACGUGAGAUUUAAUUUCGUAGACAACAUAGAUAGGUACAGCAAUUUUAAUAGGUACAACAAUCUUAAAAGAACGCGUUUGAUUGAGAAUUUUGUUUUUUUACGGCGACUCUCUUAUGUACGCUGUUAGACUGAAUAAUCACUGAUUGCAUUCAUAAUAUGAUAAAUCACAACACCUAUCCUCCAUUCUCUUUAUUUGAACCUGUAUAUGCUUAUAUUUGCUUCAAUUUGUAAGUUGAUAUGUUGAUUAAGAUAUAGUCAUGUUGUUGAGUUGUGUCUCCAUAAAAAACACACUAAUGUAGGUAUGAUUACAUUGUUAGAGGAACAUAACAUUAAUGUAGGUAUGAUUACAUUGUGAAAGGAACAUAACAUCAAUAUAGGUAUGAUUACAUUGUUAGAGGAACGUAACAUUAAUGUAGGUAUGAUUACAUUGUUAGAGGAACGUAACAUUAAUGUAGGUAUGAUUACAUUGUUAGAGGAACAUAACAUUAAUGUAGGUAUGAUUACAUUGUUAGAGGAACAUAACAUUAAUGUAGGUAUGAUUACAUUGUUAGAGGAACAUAACAUUAAUGUAGGUAUGAUUACAUUGUGAGAGGAACAUAACAUUAAUGUAGGUAUGAUUACAUUGUGAGAGGAACAUAACAUUAAUGUAGGUAUGAUUACAUUGUUAGGGGAACAUAACAGUAAUGUAGGUAUGAUUACAUUGUUAGAGGAACAUAACAGUAAUGUAGGUAUGAUUACAUUGUUAGAGGAACAUAACAGUAAUGUAGGUAUGAUUACAUUGUUAGAGGAACAUAACAUCAAUGUAGGUAUGAUUACAUUGUAUCAAACUGUGGGAAGCUUUUCCUUAACAAAAGUCAUAAUGGGAGAAACGCUUCGCUUUAAAAUUCUAACAUGGUUUUCAUUUUUUAUAAAGUGUUUCACACUCUUAUGCCUUUUAUAUCACGCUACAUGUGAAUUCCUUGAUUUUCAAAUACAGAAAAUGCGCGUGUCAAGCAUUCAUUUAUUAAUGUAAUUAAAUCAUCAAAAGGCAAUCUCAUAAUACCAUACCACUUGUCAUGGUUUGACGAGUAGAACCGAGGAGAGUGUUCUCGUAUACAGUGUAAUCUAACUGCACGUUUGUAUAUAUAUUGCCAGCAAAUUACUAAUUGGAAUUGUGCAAUAAGCAAUUGAGUUGAAUUGAAUUCAAAAGUAAACAAAUACUUACUGGAUCAUUUAUUUCAUAAUAGCAAUGAUCGACGAUUUAAACUAAGCGAGGUGUGUUAUUGUAAACCAGAUCAUCAUAAUAAACUAACAUCAUAAAUAUGAGUGAUGUAAUAUAUAUUGUUAUUUUCUUGUUUUUAUCUUAUGAGACAAUCACAAUUCUUUAAAUUGGUAACAUUAGAACUAGGUUAACUUUCAGACAAAAAUGAAGUCAAAUCACACUACUAUCACUUCUCAUUAUUUUACAACUUUUUUUCAACUCUUUGGGGAAAUUGUUAGAAAAAUGGCUGGUUUCAGCUCAGAUAUCUCAAAAAGAAGAUGAAAGACACAUUUUUCUGUCUUUAUUAAAAAUCGACAUUAAUAAUACAUGUACAAAGAAAAUGAUAGCAAUAGGGAAAUUGUUGGGAUUUUUUUUUUUUUUUUUCUUAUAGUGAAUAUAGAUUUGUUUAUUCGCUGAAAGUUACAUUUUUAACGUCUUGUGUAUGACUUUGUUACAUUUUUGUGCCGUGUAUGACUUGCAUAUUUUAUAUGCCGUGUAUGACUGUUGCAUAUUUUCUGUACCGUGUAUGACUGUUACAUGUUUUAUGUGCCGUGUAUGACUAUAUUGAUUGCACAUUAUCAUUUAUAUAUGCAUCGUAAUUUUUUCGAAAAUUUACAUUUUUUAUUGACAUCAUCGAUUGCGUCAUUACCCUCCACAAUACAUGUAUAUAUAAACAUGUAUACAUGCAAUUUGCUAAAUCACAAAUGAUUUAAUGCGGAAAUAAACGGUAAGAGAUAACACCAAUGAAAUCUGUACCAGCUUAUCAGUUCUUCCUGUUCACAACUUAAUGGUCACUCCAAGUAUUUAUAAUUAGUAUCAAUACUUCCUCAUUUGUGGAGCUUUCAAAUAUAGAGAAUCGGUUGUAAUUAGCUUAAUGACCUUAUUACACAUACAAGUGUCAAAUUCAUGGUCAUUAUUAAUCUUGAUGCUUUCUGAAGGUGAUAAUUUUGAUUUUAUUGGUAUGUCUGUUUUGGUGGUAGUAUAGUUGUAUUGUCCUAAAGGACAACUACAUAAAGUAUUUGGUACACACUUAAGCCUGUAUGACCCUCUAUAUCUAAGGUUAUGUGCAUAUUUUGUUCCCUGGAGUGACCAUUAUAGACAGGUUUGACUGUAAUUAUAAAAUUUAUUUCGAUUGACAUGAUACUAACAAGAACAGUCUGGAUACCGAGAUUAAAUAUUUAUAGUUCUAAGGAAAUAUGAAACAUUUAGAACAGGAAGAUUUUGUUUCUAUGUAUGAGUCCUUGUGACAUGCACGAGCCCUCGUUGUAUUUAACUAAACGACCAGGUCACAGUUUCAUAUAGAUUACUCAAGGAAGUACAUACAGUUCCAUGAAUGUAUCCUUCAUUGUUUUGGCAUUCUCAUAUUAAAGCUUUCCAUUGAAAUAAAA
Messenger RNA from Pecten maximus, 4990 nucleotides. Its product is annotated as macrophage-expressed gene 1 protein-like. Bases 42 to 2276 code for a protein of 744 amino acids. The transcript has a single exon. NCBI's taxonomy places the organism in Eukaryota, Metazoa, Mollusca, Bivalvia, Pectinida, Pectinidae. The record is from RefSeq and is a predicted model, not a curated record.